AUGUCUCCACCACCACCUGCGUUCCCAAGGUUUCGUCUAGUUCAAGGAAAAGCAUUAGGAGAGAGAUCUCCAUUGAAUCCAGGAGUACCAUCAAUUUCGGGUGCAGGAAAUAGCGAACUCCAGCCACAGGUUCAACCUCAUCAGCAACAAGUACAACCACUCGUUCAAGUUGCAAAUGUAUCUUCUCAACCGGAAUCACCGCAAAUUGCUCAAACCGCGACUUCCGUAGCGGUUCCAAAUUCUGCGCAUAAUCCGGGAAAUGCUCUUCCAACUGUUGCAAUUGCGCCGAUGGUUCAAGUUAACACGGCGUCCAAUUCCACUCUACCACCGCAGCCACCUCCUUCAAAUGCUCCUGCUCAGCCCCAGCCUCAACCUGUUUAUGACGAAAGACAUGCAGUUACAAAGUGCUGUCGAUUUUUGCGAACACUUUUAAAUUUGUCAUCAAAUCAAAAUUCUGAAAAUGCUACUAAUUCCGUUUUGGUUCGUCAUCUUAUUCAACAUGUUCUUUAUGGAGACUUAUCUGCGGAAGAGUUUACAAGCAGACUGCAACAAGCUCUGAAUUCACAAGCUCAACCACACCUACUUCCAUUUUUGCAAAACACAAUUCCUGCUCUUCGAACAGCAGUUCGCAGUGGGGAAGUCGUCAUUGAUGGAAUAUCUCCGCCUCCUGGCUACGUCUUCAAUAAAUCUAGGCAACAAGAAGACCAAAUGAGGCCAGGACCAUCUCCACAUAUGACACAGACUAAUCCGUCUUCUCAUUUGGCUUCGCGUUUAUCCACCGUAUCCCAGCAGGGGACAGUAAUGCAAUCACAAACAAUGGCACCAACACAACAACAAAUCCGUUCUAUUCCUCAAAUGCAAAUUCACCAAUCACCACAAAUUAUUCAUAAGCCGGUGCCACCUCCACCUCAACAAAAUCAAGUAGUAAUAAACCAACCGUCCAUCCCCAUUCAGCAACAAACAAUUUCGCAACCGGUUCAAAUUCCUGCGAUGCAGCCUUCAACGUCACAGCCAAUUGAGCCAAAACAAGAAGAAGAAGCUAUCGGAGCUCGAACUUUUGUCGAAAAUAGUUUGAAGUCAGCAAUUCUUAGCCCUCAAGAAAUUAUGAAUCGAAUCACGGCCAGAAUGAAGCAGUCAUGUAUGGUGGAAGAAGAGGCUUUAAUGUUGAUUUCGGAUGCAGCUGAAUCUCAUUUGAGAGAAUUAAUAACGCAGGUCGCCGGUAUCGCCGAACACCGUGUUGAAUCAAUUCGGAUAGGUGAAAAUUAUGAACCGAUUGAUGAUACAAAGAGACAGCUGCGUUUUCUGGAAGAUCUAGAUAGGCAGGAAGAAGAAAUGCGCGAAAGUCGAGAAAAAGAAGCUCUUCUCAGAAUGAGUAAAAAUAAAAAUGCUGGAAAAGAAACGGCUGACAAAAUAAAAGAAAUUCAAAGAGUUGAAGCAGAGGCCAAGAGAAAUCGUGAUGCAAACGCUGCAGCAAUUGCAGCCUUAUCUGGUAAUCGCACUUUCAAGAAUAAAUUCGAAGGAUCUUCAUCGAAUGCAAGUUCGAUGCAUAGGCCUCGAACUGUUCGCGUUACUACUCGAGAUCUUCAUAUUCUUGUAAAUAAUGACAAUCGGUUUCAUGGUACAUUCAUCCGAGAAAAGCUAGCAUACGGGGGUCCUGCUGUUGAUACGACAAUUUAA
Molecule: messenger RNA, 1677 nt
Organism: Caenorhabditis bovis
Lineage: Eukaryota; Metazoa; Nematoda; Chromadorea; Rhabditida; Rhabditidae
Source: the annotation of a GenBank genome assembly